Messenger RNA from Arvicanthis niloticus (Nile rat), 888 nucleotides. RefSeq names its product GTPase IMAP family member 3-like. Gene Ontology annotation, molecular function: GTP binding. Lineage: Eukaryota; Metazoa; Chordata; Mammalia; Rodentia; Muridae. The record is from RefSeq and is a predicted model, not a curated record.
AUGGAAACUCUUCAGGAGAUUGUAAAAGGCGGAAAGAAAGGUGGCUGCACCUCAGGGUCACUGAGGAGCCUCCUGGUGGGCAAAUCUGGCAGCGGAAAAAGUGCCACAGGGAACAGCAUCCUCCAACGACCAGCAUUCGAGUCCAGGCUCAGAAGCCAGUCUGUGACCAGGACCAGCCAGGCAGAGAUGGGCACAUGGGAGGGAAGGAGCAUCCUAGUGGUAGACACGCCCCCCAUCUUUAACUCAAAGGCCCAGGACCAAGACAUGGACAAGGACAUUGGAAACUGCUACCUGAUGUGUGCCCCAGGACCCCAUGUGUUGUUGCUGGUGACCCAGCUGGGACGCUUCACACCUGAAGAUGCCAUGGCUGUCAGGAUGGUGAAGGAGGUCUUUGGGCUGGGGGUCAUGAGGCACAUGAUUGUCCUCUUUACCCGCAAGGAAGACCUGGCAGAUGGGUCCUUGGAAGAGUUUGUGACCCACACUGACAACCGCAGCCUGUGCGGUCUUGUCUGGGAGUGUGGAAGGAGGUACUGUGCCUUCAAUAACAGGGCCUCUGGGGAGGAGCAGCAGGGGCAGCUGGCAGAGCUCAUGACCCUGGUGAGGAGGCUGGAACAGGAGUGUGAGGGCUCCUUCUACAGCAAUGACCUCUUCGUUUGUGCUCAGGUGUUCCUUAGAGGUGGCUACAGUGAGCACCAGGAUCCAUAUGGGUACUACAUGGCCAAGGUGAGGCAGGAGGUGGAGAAACAGAAGCGGAAGCUUAAGGAGCAGGAGGGCAGAUGGGUUUGCCUCCCCAGAGGCAAAAAGUCGGUGGCUUUGCGCUUGGAUUAUUGUGCGUGUUUGGUGUUGUUCAUAUUAAUCUUCUUUAUUAUUUUUUCUUGUAUUUUAUAA